Sesamum indicum (sesame) is the source of this 621-nucleotide messenger RNA. RefSeq lists its product as uncharacterized. The record is from RefSeq and is a predicted model, not a curated record. NCBI's taxonomy places the organism in Eukaryota, Viridiplantae, Streptophyta, Magnoliopsida, Lamiales, Pedaliaceae.
AUGGAAGAAAGAACCUCUGGUGAAUACAACAACAUGAAAAACCAAGGGAGUGAUAACUUUGGGAUAGCUCUCAUAUCAACACCAUUAAACGGGAGCAAUUAUGUUUCUUGGGCAAGAUCAAUCAAGAUUUCCAUUGGAGCAAGACAGAAGCUAGGCUACAUUAAUGGAACAUGUCAAAAACCAACAGAAGAUAAGGAAGCCGUAGAGCAGUGGAGGAAGAACGACUACAUGGUCGUAUCCUGGAUUUUGAACUCCAUUACAAAAGAAAUUACAGAAGAUUUUCUGUAUGCAGAUUCGGCUAGGGACUUGUGGGUAGAACUCGAAAUGCGAUUUGGCGAAAGUAAUGGUCCUCUACUCUACCAGAUACAGAGAGACAUUACUUCUAUAUCACAAAAGAACAUGAAUGUGGCAGUAUAUUUCACAAGACUUAAAAGGCUUUGGGAUGAAUGGGGAUCACUUGACCCAUUAUCCGUGUGCUCUUGUGGAGCAAGCAAGAAAGUAUCUGAUAAAAUGACCUCUUAUCAAUUAAUCCAGUUUCUCAUGGACCUUAGCAACACCUACGAUCAUGUGAGGAACCAGAUUUUACUCAUGGAUCCCUUGCCCACUGCUACAAAGGCAUAG